This is a messenger RNA of Fulmarus glacialis (Northern fulmar), 3048 nucleotides long. It is a transcript of the gene GIT2, whose product is annotated as G protein-coupled receptor kinase interacting ArfGAP 2. The transcript is spliced from 19 exons. Gene Ontology annotation, molecular function: GTPase activator activity; protein binding. The annotation marks the transcript as partial. Lineage: Eukaryota; Metazoa; Chordata; Aves; Procellariiformes; Procellariidae. The record is from RefSeq and is a predicted model, not a curated record. Gene Ontology annotation, biological process: regulation of ARF protein signal transduction; brain development.
AUCCUUGUUGGGCAUCUAUAAACAGGGGGAUUCUGAUCUGUGACGAGUGCUGUAGUGUUCAUCGAAGUUUGGGGCGUCAUAUCUCUCAAGUGAGACAUCUCAAGCAUACACCAUGGCCUCCAACACUGCUGCAGAUGGUUGAAACACUGUACAAUAAUGGUGCUAACUCCAUAUGGGAACAUUCAUUGCUGGACCCUGCCUCUGUUAUGAGUGGAAGGCGCAAAGCUAGCCCACAGGAUAAAGUGCAUCCCAAUAAAGCAGAAUUCAUUAGAGCUAAAUAUCAAAUGUUAGCAUUUGUUCAUCGCUUGCCAUGCCGUGAAGAUGACAGUGUUACUGCCAAAGAUCUUAGUAAGCAACUCCAUUCCAGUGUAAGGACAGGGAAUCUGGAGACAUGUUUGCGAUUACUCUCCUUAGGAGCUCAAGCCAACUUCUUUCAUCCUGAGAAAGGAAACACCCCGCUCCAUGUUGCUGCUAAGGCAGGGCAGACUUUACAAGCAGAAUUAUUAGCCGUUUAUGGUGCUGAUCCUGGCACGCAAGAUUCCAAUGGGAAAACUCCAGUUGACUAUGCAAGGCAAGGUGGGCAUCAUGAACUGGCAGAGCGCCUGGUGGAAAUUCAGUAUGAACUCACAGACAGGUUAGCUUUCUAUCUCUGUGGCAGGAAACCAGAGCAUAAAAAUGGACAGCACUUUGUUAUACCUCAGAUGGCAGACAGCAGUCUAGAUUUAUCAGAACUUGCAAAAGCAGCGAAGAAGAAGCUUCAAUCUCUAAGCAACCACUUAUUUGAAGAACUUGCCAUGGAUGUGUAUGAUGAAGUUGACAGGAGGGAAACAGACGCAGUUUGGCUUGCUACUCAGAAUCAUAGUACACUUGUGACAGAGACCACAGUGGUCCCUUUUCUUCCCGUAAAUCCUGAAUAUUCCUCAACCAGGAAUCAGGGAAGACAGAAACUGGCUCGAUUUAAUGCCCAUGAAUUUGCUACGCUAGUUAUAGAUAUUUUAAGUGAUGCCAAACGUAGACAACAGGGGAAUCCUCUCACUGGUUCAAAAGAAAAUGUGGAACUGAUACUCAAAUCAAUCAGCAGUCAACAUAGUAGUGAAAGUCAGGAUAAUGACCAGCCUGAUUAUGACAGCGUUGCUUCAGAUGAAGAUACAGAUCUGGAAACAAAUGCAGCUAAAUCAAACAGACAGAAGAGCCUGGAUUCAGACUUGUCAGAUGGACCAGUGACAGCCCAAGAAUAUAUGCAAGUUAAAAAUGCAUUGGUGGCUUCCGAGGUAAAGAUUCAGCAGUUAAUGAAAGUGAACGUCAACUUGAGUGAUGAGCUGCGAAUCAUGCAGAAAAAGCUUCAAACGCUACAGAGUGAGAAUACGAACCUCAGAAGACAGGCCACAACCAAUAUAUAUCAGGUCCAAACUGGUUCUGAAUACACAGACCCUACCAACAAUUCUUCUUUAAAGCGGCGACCAUCUGCACGGGGUAGCAGACCCAUGUCCAUGUAUGAGACUGGAUCAGGUCAGAAACCCUACCUCCCCAUGGGAGAGGUCACAUACCCAGAAGAAAGCAUAACAAGACUGCAGCCUUUCCCUUCACAUAUCGGGAGGAGUGCGUUUGUGACCUCCUCUUCAUCUCUACCUUCCUUCCCCUCCACGCUUUCCUGGUCAAGGGAUGAAAGCACACGAAGGGCCUCGAAGCUGGAGAAGCAGAGCAGCGUGUCUGAGAGCGACUACGACAACCCCACCGCCUCUCUGGAGCUGGAGGAGACAGGAUCAGGCAGGAAAGGCCGGCAGAGGAGUGUCAUUUGGCAGGGGGAGGGAUCCAUCCCUGAAGACGCCGACACAACCCCCAGCUCCAGUUUGCCCAGCACAGAAGACGUGAUUCGGAAAACUGAGCAGAUCACUAAGAAUAUUCAGGAGCUGCUGCGAGCAGCGCAAGAGAACAAGCAUGACAGCUAUAUACCAUGCUCCGAGAGAAUACAUGUGGCAGUAACGGAAAUGGCAGCCUUGUUCCCAAAAAAACCCAAAUCUGAACUGGUAAGGACUUCUUUGCGUCUGCUGACAUCUAGUGCCUACAGACUCCAAUCCGAGUGCAAAAAAACCCUUCCCGUGGAGACCUGCCCUACCACAGACAUCCAGCUGGUCACGCAGCAAGUUAUCCAGUGCGCCUACGACAUCGCCAAGGCUGCUAAACAGCUGGUUACCAUCACAACCAAAGAGAACAACAACUGAGUCACACUUGGCUUUUUAGUCUUGUUUUUUAAAGGUUGAAUUUCAAAUAUAGGUGUGGAACUAUUCAAAUUUUUAUGAAAAAAACUAAAGGGGUAAGAAACUUUUUUUUAAAACUCAGUAUUAUUUUUGCAUGUUUUCUAACAAUUUUAUGAUUAAUUUAACCCACUGCCUUAUUUUGUGCCUGUGUUGCCAGUUUAGUUACAGAUAAUAGCAUGUUGCGAAUAGCUGUUGAGCCAUUAUCACGUACCAGCGUUGUAUCAAGCUCUUGCUAGAUGUUUCCCUGGGGCCACGUUCUGCUUUCAGAUACUGCUUGCAAAAACUGCCGCUGAAGUCAGCUGCACGUAUCGGAGGGCAGAAUCUCGCCUCUGCUCUGUCUGUCCUGGAGUCUCAUGUGCCCUGGUGCCGCUGACUGAGAAACCUGCAGCGAAACAGGCUCUGAAGGCUCCAGGACCGUAACUGCCACCCAGCAGGAAGAAGGUUGUAGUCCCGAUAAUGGAGUACAAGCCGAAUAUUAUCUGUUCCCAUAUCAACUGUUGUGCAAUAAUAUGUUUUUAGUCUGCUAAAACAAUAGUAGUUGUGGGCAUCCGAGCUUAUUACAUGUAACUAUACAAGGUCUUUGUCACUUUAUCUGUUUUGGAAGGAAUUUGAAACUUAAUAGUUAUUUCUUUUAGUUGUCACUAUGCCAUUAAUAUAUAUGUUUGAUGUUACUUUAGGGCAUUAGUGGUUAAAAUAUUAUCCUUUGUUUCUGAUUUAAUAAUUCAUUCUUAAGUUUCCUACAGAAUUUUACUGUCAUCUUCAAGGCACCAUCUUGUUUGCAGCAGCAUUG